Molecule: messenger RNA, 1660 nt
Organism: Lingula anatina
Lineage: Eukaryota; Metazoa; Brachiopoda; Lingulata; Lingulida; Lingulidae
Product: G2/mitotic-specific cyclin-B-like
Biological process (GO): mitotic cell cycle phase transition
Molecular function (GO): cyclin-dependent protein serine/threonine kinase regulator activity
Source: RefSeq, a predicted model, not a curated record
UUGAAAGAAUUAAAGGGACUACACAUUUCAUUGUUGAUUACGAACUUGCAAGUUGAACUACCUAAUACUGGAUUUUACUUUGCCCUUUAUUUGUAGAUUUUAGUCAGUUUUUAUUUCUCAGAUGGCUUUAUCAAGAGUCAGUGCAAACUCGCUGCUUGGCGGAGGGCGCUAUGUCCAGGACAGAGAAAAUGUUGAAAAUGUAUUGGCCUCCAAAGCGGGCCCAGUCAGAGUUACACAGAGAGCUGCCCUUGGUGAUAUUAAGAACAAAGUGUCCAACUUUGCUACACAGAAUGCCAAAAAUGGGCUUAAAAAGGAUACAGUCAAAGAAAAGGGUCUUGUGAAGAGCAAAGGCACUUCUUCAUUGCAGACAGUCAAAGAAAAUGCAAAGCCCAAGACAAAAGCUCCUUCCCCCAUGGAAGUGAGCCAGCCAGAGUCCUACUCCAGAAGACUGAUGAAUGUGGAAGACAUUGAUGCUCAGGACAAAGAAAACCCGCAGCUUGUCAGUGAAUACGUCAAUGAGAUCUACCAAUAUAUGAGAAAUCUGGAGGUUGAACAGGGUGUGCGUGAGAAUUACUUAGAAGGUCAGGAGGUGACAGGGCGUAUGCGCGCCAUCUUGGUAGACUGGUUGGUACAGGUACACUCCAGGUUCCAUCUCCUGCAGGAGACUCUCUACCUAACAGUGGCCAUUAUUGACAGGUUCCUUCAGGUUCAAGCGGUGUCUCGUAGUAAGCUUCAGCUCCUUGGUGUGACAGCCAUGUUGGUAGCUUCCAAAUACGAAGAGAUGUAUGCCCCUGAAGUGGCAGACUUUGUCUACAUCACAGACAAUGCAUACACAAAGUCGGAGAUCAGGAAAAUGGAGAUCUUAAUCCUUAAGGGUUUAGAGUUCAACUUGGGGAGACCCUUGCCUCUACAUUUUCUGCGUAGAAACUCCAAGGCUGGUCAGGUUGAUGCUACAGUACAUACACUAGCCAAAUACCUGAUGGAGCUAACAAUAGUAGAGUAUGACAUGGUGCAAUACACUCCCUCCCAGGUGGCAGCAGCUGCCCUGUGUCUGGCUGUCAAGGUCCUAGAUGAGUCUGACUGGACGGACACAUUAACACACUACAGUGGAUAUACAGAUGAACAAAACAAACCAGUCAUGCAGAAGAUGGCUGCACUAGUGGUAAAAGCUAACUCUGGAAAAUCAAAACUACAGGCAAUCAAAACCAAGUACCAGAGCUCGAAGUACAUGAAAAUCAGUGCCCUGCCAGAGCUCCACACCACAGUCAUCCAUGACAUUGCAGAAGGCAAAUCGUGAAGCCAUGGACAUUGGUUGAUACAACCCUGGAGUAUGUGUGCAAAUGUGUGAGCAGUUGAGAGAGAGGUGUUAAAAGACCGUUAAACCCAAUCAGGAUUUGUCAGGAAUUUGGGUUUUUAUCACCUCAAGUUUCAUCUUGAUCAUGUAACUUUUUUAAAUGCUGCUUAAAUCUUUUUUUUAUAUACUACCAGUCAUUUUUUGAAAGCUAAGUCCUUUUAUGGAGCUGAAAUAUGUACAUUUGAUGUGAAUGCAUUUCCUCACUUUUAAAUAUCAAAGUGAUAAAUGAGGUAGAUACGGAAAAAUCUGCAUGAGAAUUAAACUAUACAGCAUGGUUGCAAUUAGCAUGUGGGUUACUUGUAUAUA